GUCUCCCUCCUCUGCACACAGCCGAGCAUCCUGAGCUCACUGGGACUUUUUAAAACUCACAACCCGGAGCUCAGCUGACCACCAACAAUACACCACCGAAGAAGAGUUUGGAGGUUCUACAACAGGUGAAACAUGAUCACGAGGGUCGUCUUGCUGUCCGUGUGUCUCCACGCCAUCUCAGCAGCGUUUGAUUACAUCGAUGAAGAGCACUCCUUUAUGGACCCGGAGGAGGUGCUGAGCGUGAGCAUUCCUCUGCAGGAGCCACAGCGCCCUCCACUGGGCUCCUCGCUGGUUCUACCGUGUUACUUUAAGGACCACACGGUCCCAGACCCGGGAGCUCCCGCCAUCGCUCCCCUCGCUCAUCGCAUCAAAUGGAGCCUCGUCACCAAAAAACACGUCAAAAUGGUCUUGGUGGCCAUGGAGGGACAGGUGCUCAUCAGCGAGAGCUUCCAGGACAGAGUUCACCUGGUGGGCUACCCCUCGACUUCCACGGACGCCAGCAUCAAGAUAUCCGAGCUGCGGGCCAGUGACACAGGAUUCUACCGCUGUGAGGUCCAGCACGGCAUCGAGGACAGCCACGACAUCGUCCAGGUGCAGGUUCAAGGUUUGGUGUUCCACUACCGGCCGAUCAUGGGCCGCUACACUUUGACUUUUGAAAAGGCGAAGGCAGCGUGCGUCCAGAACAAUGCCGUCAUGGCUUCACUCCAACAGCUUCAAGCGGCCUACGACGAUGGAUACCACCAGUGUGACGCCGGCUGGCUCUCUGACCACACAGUCAGGUACCCGAUCCAAGAUCCUCGUGAGAAAUGCUAUGGCGACAAACUGAUGCUGCCUGGGAUCCGGACAUAUGGAGUGAGGAAGCUCAGUAACACUUAUGAUGUCUACUGCUACACUGAGAAGAUGAGAGGCCGAGUUUUCCACAAAACUUCUGCAGAAAAGUUCACCUACUCUGAGGCGGUUGUGGCGUGCUUCGAUGAGGGAGCUCAGUUGGCCACCACUGGUCAGCUCUACCUGGCCUGGCAGGAUGGGAUGGAUGUCUGCAACGCCGGCUGGCUAGGAGACAGGAGCGUCCGCUACCCCAUCAACAUCCGUCGGCCGCAGUGCGGAGGCGGUCUGCUGGGGGUGCGAACGGUUUACCUUCACAAGAACCAGACAGGAUACCCAUUUCCGGAUUCCCGCUACGACGCCUUCUGCUACACAGAGUCUCCCGAUGAGGAAGGUUCUGGCAUCAUGGAAAAGGGAAGCGGCAUGCUGAGUGUUACCACGAUGACACAGAACCCAGAGGUGUUCUUCUGGCGGACGACCACAGACAGCGAGGCGGUCGGAGAGCUGGAGACGCUCACCGCUCGGCCUGGAGGCUUUGUGAUACCUCCAACUGAUGUGGUCUUCCAUUAUCGAUCAGGCUCCAGUCGAUACGCCUUCACCUUCAUUGAGGCCCAGCUGGCCUGCCAGAGUGUCGGCGCCUCCAUCGCCACGCCAGAGCAACUGAAGGCUGCAUACAUGGCUGGAUAUCACCAGUGUGAUGCAGGAUGGUUACUGGACCAGACUGUAAGGUACCCCAUUGUUUUCCCAGCAAGUACGUGUACUGGAGAUCUGGGGGAUCAACCUGGAGUUCGGUCGUAUGGUUUGAGGCGGGCAGACGAGAAAUACGACGUGUACUGCCACAUUGUUGGGCUCAAAGGUGAGAUUUUCCAUGAGAGCUCCGCAGAGGGUUUCACCUAUGAUGAGGCUGCUUCUAGCUGUCAAAAGCAAAACGCUGUGCUGGCUUCCACCCGCGAGCUCUACGCAGCCUGGAUGCUCGGUUUUGACAAUUGCCGCGCUGGCUGGCUCGUGGAUCACAGCGUCCGCUACCCCAUCAACAAGCCAAGCACUAAGUGUGGAGCUGGGAAACCAGGAGUGCACACUGUGUACUCUCACCUCAACCAGACCAACUUGCCUGAACUUGAUGCCAGAUUUGAUGCAUACUGUUUCAGAGCAGAUUUUGGACUUAUUGCAAAUGAAACUGGACUGAACAUUACAAACAUCCAGGAGGCCCUCCUUAACCAAACAUCAAUGACUUAUUUGUUGACACCCGCUGGUCCUACCAUCGUGCCACCUAUACCUGUGGAGACUUCAGACUCUGGCUCAGGCCCAGCAGACUUCGGCUCAGGGUCUUCGGUUGAUGGUGCCUCUGGGGGUCACUCUGGAGACCUGUCUGAAUCUGGAGACCUGUCUGGAUCUGGAGACACCGGGAUCUCUGGAGACCUGUCUGGAUCUGGAGACACCGGGAUCUCUGGAGACCUGUCUGGAUCUGGAGACACCGAGAUCUCUGGAGACCUGUCUGGAUCUGGAGACACCGGGAUCUCUGGUGAUCUGUCUGUUUCUGGAGACACCGGGAUCUCUGGUGAUCUGUCUGUUUCUGGAGACACCGGGAUCUCUGGUGAUCUGUCUGGCUCUGGAGAAUCAGGUCCCAGCAGUACAGAUUCUUCUGGAUCAGCUCUCAGUGGGUUCCCAUCAGAUUUAUCCUCUAGGAGUGCUAGUGGACACUCAGGAGAGCCUUCUGGACAGGGGGAGGUACCGGUCUUACUCAUCGAUCCAGAACUGACUGUUACCCACAAGGAGUACGAGCUUGGUGGAGGCCUUCUGGCAUUCAGUGGCUCUGGAGACAUUUCUGGAUCUGGGGAUCUCAGCGGCUCUGAAAGUGGCUCUGGGUUGUUCUCGGAUGUGACCCUUGUGGAGUCAGGGUUCACUGAGCUCAUAGUAUCAUCCUCUGGAGAGCAGGAACUCUCUGGGACUUUACUCACCAGCUCUGGACAGGGGAGUGGUGGACAUUUGUCUGGAUUUGGAACCCCCCACCCUCUGCUCUCCCCUAAAGCACUGGCUGCUCCUCCCUCUACAACAACAGCAACCUCUGUGACGAUACCAGACGUCGUUGAAGAAACUUAUUCACUGGAUGGUGGUUUUACCCCAUAUAAACCCAACCCCUGCGGUGCUGCUCCAUGCCCGGUAGAGGAAGAGGUUGCUCCGUGUAAAGAGGUAGAGGUGUGCGAUCCCAACCCGUGUGCCAACGGAGCUACCUGUGUGGAGAGCGCAGACUCUUAUAAAUGCUUCUGCCUGCCCAGCUACGGAGGGGAACGCUGUGAGAUCGAUGAGCAGCAGUGUGAAGACGGUUGGACGAAGUUUCAGGGGAACUGCUACCUGCACUUCACUCACAGGGAGACGUGGCUGGAGGCCGAGCAGCGCUGCCAGGCCCUGAACGCCCACCUGGUCGGCAUCGCCACGCCGGAGGAGCAAGACUUUGUCAACUCAAACGCAAAGGACUACCAGUGGAUCGGCUUGAAUGACAAGACUGGAGAGAAAGAUUUCCGCUGGCUAGACGGCUCUCCACUGCAAUACGAGAACUGGAAGCCGAACCAGCCGGAUAACUACUUCUACUCCGGAGAGGACUGUGUGGUGAUGAUCUGGCAUGAGAACGGCCAGUGGAACGACGUGCCCUGCAACUACCACCUGCCCUUCACCUGCAAGAAAGGCUCAGUGACCUGCGGCGCCCCGCCACAGGUGGAGAACGCCCACAUGUUCGGGAACAAGAGGGCGGAUUUCCCGGUGAACUCCAUCAUCCGGUACCAGUGCAGCGCCGGGUUCCAACAGCGCCACCUGCCGACGGUUCGCUGUAAAGCAGACGGCGAGUGGGAGGAGCCCCGAGUGCAGUGCGUGGACGUGAAAGAACGACUGAGAAGCCAGCGGCGGAGCGGCGACUGUCUGCCGGCCGGCGGCGAGCUCCACUGAGGCCGGCGGAGAGGAAUUCAUUAUUUAAGAACAUUUGCAGUGCACAGAUUUUGGGGUUAAGAAGGGUCAAAGUGCGACUUCCUGUUUCAAAUCCCCCGCCCCUCCUAAUAUAUUUCAAUUAUAUGUGAUAACUUUAUUGCUCUGAGUUCAUUUGUACCGCGUGUAUUGUAAUAUAAUUUGUAUUUAGUUGUUUUGUUCCUCAUGAGUUUUUUUUAUAGAAGGCAGCAUCCGUCUGGUUCAAUGGCCGCUGGAGAUGUGCGCCACACAGGUGGUGGAGCAGCAUCGGGUGACGGUGUUUGUUUACCCACAUGUUGACGCUUAUUGUUGUGUCUGUCUGAAGAAGAACACAGUGUGGGGCCGAUGGCUCAGAGGUAUACAUGUUUUAGGAUUAUUGGACAUGAUAUAUGACAGCAGAUGAGUGGAAACAGGAAAGGAACGUUGAGUAGAUGAUAUUCAGAGUGAACUUAGAGAGAAAACCAAUGUGAAUACACAACCUUUUAUUUAUUUAAAUGUGUACUGUUGUCAAGGCAAAAGACACUUUUUAAUCCUGCUUUAAUUGUGCCAUGAAUUACAAAUACAUUCUCUCUCCUGACCACCAGGGGGCGACUCCUGGUUGUAUAGAAGUCUAUGCGUCAUGUGUUGAAGCUGCAUUCUCUCUACUGACCACCAGGGGGCGACUCUCUUGAUGUAUUCCCUCAGUAAACAUUGUAAACAUGAGUUUCUGGUCUAGAUCUCUAGUUUCAAGUCUUCUUCAGCAUUAAACUAGUUAAAUAUAAUUCAUGGCACAAUUCAAACGGGAUCAGAUCCCUGUUCCUCCUUAGCCUUUGGGAUCGAGGCGCCGUUGGGUUCCACCUCGAUCCCAGAGAGCUUCACGCGGCGACCGCAGCAUCAGCUGAACAAACUUCUACUUCCAGUUUCUCGUAUGUAAUCUGCAGAAGACAAAGUGACCCUCGUCUUAUCCUCUGCAGUGCGCGGCGUGUCUGUCAGGACAAAGAACCCGUUGUCUUGUUCAUGUCCGUGACCUCGGAGGAGGAGGCCUCCUCGCCGUGACACAGCACCGUGUCUCGUUUUGUGUCGUUGUUUCUGUAUUUUGGGUGCUGUGCCCACUUCAGGAUAUUUUGUGAGCAGCUGCAAGACGAACCAAAGAGACGCGUCUUAUGGUUGAGCUCAGAACGAGUAUGUUUACUUUGGUUUGGGCAUCAAAAACCCAGAAAGUUACACAACGCUGCUUCUCGGCAGUUCAUGCAAUCUAUUUGUUUUCCUGUACACGUUUUUUUUUUAUUCGUGACGUUCGGAACGUCUGUUUCUGUUUUUGUUUUUGUUUCCACGACACGGUGUUAGUUAGUUCAAGGCUACACAAUGAGUACAAGCGUUAAGUUAAGGCAACGACAUGUUUGAAUAGUUCUUCGACAUCACGAGCGUCCCAUCGUGUCACAGUGACGGCGAGGAGGAACAUAAAUGCUGGAAACAAAUAAUACAUACAUAAUAUAUGAACUAAGAGAAAUGCAUAUGUGCCUCCUCCUUAAAUUAUGUCUCCGUUGUGUGUUUUCUGAAUGUUUGUACUGGCAUCAAUCAAUUACACAUUAUUAAAAACUCCUUUGAUGAUA
Molecule: messenger RNA, 5372 nt
Organism: Pseudoliparis swirei
Lineage: Eukaryota; Metazoa; Chordata; Actinopteri; Perciformes; Liparidae
Product: aggrecan core protein-like
Exons: 20
Coding region: 133-3765 (1210 amino acids)
Biological process (GO): cell adhesion
Molecular function (GO): calcium ion binding; hyaluronic acid binding
Source: RefSeq, a predicted model, not a curated record